UUUAAUUACCACUAUUACGGAAUAAUUUGUUUUUAGGGUUGCAGGUUGCGAUUUAGAGAGAGAAAAAGAGAAAGAGAGAGGUGAUCCAAUGGCGCCUAGGGUUGCACUGAAGGUGAAAGACAAGACGACGAAGGGUUCAAAGCCAUCGGAAGAACAAUCCGCAGCCAGGUGCGUGAAGGAAUGGAGCACGUGGGCUGUGAAGAAGGCCAAAGUCAUUACCCACUACGGUUUCAUCCCACUGGUGAUCAUUAUCGGCAUGAACUCCGAGCCAAAACCCUCAAUUUUUCAGCUCCUUAGCCCCGUAUGAUCUGGUUACUGCAACACCCAAAUCGCUAAUGUUGAUUUUUGAGUCAAUUCCUGUGUGGGUCGGUGUUUAUUCGUCGAAUUUUCUUGCAAUCUGAUUUGGGUUUUUUUUUUUUUUCCUAGUAGUUCGAUCUAUUUUCCAAUCGACGGAUCGUUUUAUUAUGUGUUUUCCUUGGGAAAUACAUAUAUAAUAUAACACAGUUUUUUUUUUCUUUGUUAAUUUUAUUUUAUCAUAUUAUCUGGAAAUUGCAUUCUCUUAUUUUAUUGAUCAAUGUUGUGAUGCUGAUUGAUAUGUCUUUUUUAUUGUU
Messenger RNA from Cornus florida, 611 nucleotides. Its product is annotated as mitochondrial import receptor subunit TOM7-1-like. Gene Ontology annotation, biological process: protein import into mitochondrial matrix. NCBI's taxonomy places the organism in Eukaryota, Viridiplantae, Streptophyta, Magnoliopsida, Cornales, Cornaceae. Gene Ontology annotation, cellular component: mitochondrial outer membrane translocase complex. The record is from RefSeq and is a predicted model, not a curated record. The coding region runs from base 89 to 307 and encodes 72 amino acids. The transcript has a single exon.